UGGUUCCCGGCCACGGCCGGCAUCGGUGGCGAAUCUCUGAACACGUCCUGGGGGGCAGGGGGGGGGCCUGUAAACAUAGUGGCCGCGCCGGUGCUAGUCGCAUCUCCCCCCGUGUGUGUUCCAUGCCGGCGUUAAUAGAUGCUCGUAAACAGCACUUGCUCCAAGCGUCUGUAAAACGCGAUGCGCGUGGCUAAGGCCCCGCUUCUUGUAAAAAAAAAAAUGAAUUAUUAAGGAAUAAUGUCCAAAGCGGUAACUUUGUUUAUUUUGCUAAAUGUGUUAUUGGCGGUCGAAUUCGCAGUUGGCGCGAGUUGUGCGUUCUUGUGAAUGCUAUAUCAGCAUUGUGUCCACAAUUGCUACAGAGCUGCACACAUGCGAAAAUAAUUAGAUGACGUGGGCGCACUUGCAAAUCUCGUGAUGGUUGGGUCAUUCUUUAUAUAUAUAAAAAAAAUCUAUAAAAUGAUUCGUUUUGUAUAGCAUCGUUUCAAUGCAAAUUGCGUCUCACAACCGCUGAUGAACCACAGACGAGCUGGACGGCUGCCAUGCGGUGAGCUGGCGCCAACAAUUUGCUCUGCAGUUCUCUAUACAUUAAGAUGUUUUCGGACAAUUAGUGAGUUUAUACUCGUGGAAGAAAAUCGGAGCACCCGGAAAAAACAAAACACGUGCAUGGGGGGCGGGGGGGACAACCCUCCACCCCAUAGACAAGGGACAGAUAAUAUCAGUCCACGCUUUGCUGUUACUGCAUUCUGCUGGGUGGACAGAGGCGGUGGAAGUGUGGGAUUUUUGAAACUUGCACCGCUGUCUCAAUUGCCGCAGCCGGCAGAUGGAAUUGAACCGGAGGCCUGUGGAUUGCAAACCGGACCGCCGGGCUUUUUGAAGAGCGACCGGUGCGCCCGCUAUCGGCAGAGUCCCACCGCGUGCACCACACACCCCGCACGCGCCAUGGAGGAGGAGCUGGAGGGCGUCUCGCUGAAGGAGCGCAUCGCAGCCUACCAAGCGGCGCUGGCCGACGGCACCGCCCGCACCGACACCGCCGGCGGCACGGUGAGAGAGGCGAGUGGCGAGGCCACCGACGGCUUUUCCGAAGUCUCCCAGCAGUUCCAGCGUGAGCAUCACUCAGUGCAGCACGUGACGAGCAGCAGCAGCAGCAGCAAGGUCCACGUCGUCUCCAAGUCGGUGGAGCAGAAGGAGCAGCACGCCUCGAGCUUUGCCUCCUCGUCCCAGCUGGAGGAACAUUCGGCUUCAAAGUCUGAAGAUAAUGUUCAUACUUCAAGAUCAGUUUCCUCUGCUCACAAGGCCAAAGAUACCGAUUCACCCAGUGCCUUUGACCAUCAGGCCAAAAAACAGGCCUCCGAUGGCGACGUGGUGGAUGCAUCUAAGGUGAAGAGGUUGCACAAGAUGGAACACAAAACCGAAGCCAGUGCUUGGAAAUCGCACAGUGUCUUGCGCACAAGCGUGCAAGUCGCCACAUCUGCAGGUGCUGCGUCAUCGGUCUCCAGCCACAACGGAAGCAUGGAAACGCUUCCUCCUCCGCCCAGCGACCUCCUUCACGGCUCCCUCGACUUCCUCCCACCUCCGCCGCCUGCCCCCCAAUCCAGCAAGUCCCGGACUCCUGCGCGGACCUCGGCAGCCGCCUCCCCAGAGCCGGGCUUUCUGACGGUGCCCCAGGAGAGAGCGGCGAUGGCACCGUCGCCCGAGCCUCACGCCCGUGUCGCCUAUCGGCAGCAGCAGCAGCUGAACGAACUGCGGAGGCUCUACAAGCACAUCCACCCGGAGGUGCGCAAGAACCUGGAGCGCGAGUGCCUGCGUGACCUGGUGGGCUCCUCGCAGGGCGGCGGCGCAGCGCAGGCGGGCGACCCGCAGCAGGCACGUUGGCUUUACGAGCAGGGCCUGGCGGGGCCGAGCCCGCCGCCCCCGCCACAGGGGGACCGCGAGUGCCUGGAGUGGGACGAGAUCCUGCGUGGAGAGGUGCGCUCGAUGCGCUGGAUGUUUGAGACUCAGCCCCUGGACACGAUCCGCGAGCCCGGCACGCCCGACCCGAACGCCGGCGGCAGCGGCGGCGGCGGUGGCGGCGGCGGCGAUCCGAUUCCAUGCGGCGACGUGCGCUACACGGCGUGGAAGUUCGAGACCCAGCCGCUGGACAGCCUCGCCGUUCACUCGGCCGACAAGGCGACAAAGAUGCCCGAGCUGGCAAAGGGGGACGUGCGCACCGCCACAUGGCUCUUUGAGACGCGGACCCUGGAUGCGCUGAGCGGGGCCGAGGCCACCGAAGACGUGAGGAGCACGGUGAUGGGCGGGGACGUCAGCAUGGGCAGAUACAUGUUCGAAACUAAACCAAUUUCGUCUUUGGCCCGGUGGGAAGAGGAAGAGUCGGACUUGCUGAAGUUGAAGUCCGAGCUGGAGGAGAUUUUGGGGGGCGACGUCCGUAGAUCCGUGCAGCUGUUCGAGUCGUACCCGCUGUGCGCCAUUCGAGACAGCCAGGGCCACGUGCACCGCAUCACGUCCGUGCGCAGGGAGGAGGUGGAAGAGUGCAGCCUCGGCGUGGAAGGCUCCGUCAAGUCGGCGCGCUGGCUCUUUGAGACGAGCCCCCUGGACAGCAUCAACGCAAGCUCCUCGGAGCUGCGGAUCGUGCGGGGUAUCUCCAUGGAGGACGAGCAGAAGGGCGGCGUGGGCAGAGCCCGGUGGCUUUUCGAGAACCAGUCGCUGGACACGAUCAACGAGGACACGGAGGGUGGGGAAUAUACGAAGGUGCAGAAGGAGGUGAUCGAGGGCUCUGAUGUGAAGCGACACCGCUGGCUGUUCGAGACCCACACAAUGGACACUCUGAAAGAUAAUGCCGAUGAGGAUCGGCAGCAGAAGGAGGAGGUCAUUGGAGGCGAUGUCAAGUCCUCCCUUUGGCUGUUUGAGACCAGGCCCAUGGAUUCGUUUGGUACUUUAAUGGAGGUGGGAAAGUUGAAAACCGUAGAGGCCUCGGCCGACGAGAGAGGCGAUGUUCGACACGCAAAGUGGGUGUUCGAGUCGAAGCCGCUCGACCUGAUACAAGAGGAGCAAAAGGAGAUUGUGAAAACGGUGCAGCGCAGCGGCAGCGAGAGGGGGGAGGUGAAGUCCGUUAAAGAGGUGUUCGAGACCGUUCCUUUGGGAUCAAUCCAGGACACCGAGAAGAUCACCGAGUCUGCAGGCAUAAUAGGAGGGGAUGUUAAGACAACGAAAUCUCUGUUCGAGUCCGUUCCGCUCUAUGCCAUCCGGGACAGCUCUGGCUAUUACCACCAGGUUCAGACCGUGAGGAGGGAGGAGGUUUCAAGCGGAGAUGUGAAGAGCUGCCGCUGGAUGUUUGAGACCAAACCUUUAGACCAGUUUGACGAGGAGAGCCUUCAGAAAAUCCAAAUCAUAAAGGGCAUUUCAAAGGAGGAGCUGCAGGCGGGUGACGUGAAGACAGCGAAGUGGCUAUUUGAGACGCACCCCCUGGACACGAUAAAAAACGCAGAUGAAGAGAGCGUCACCCAGCAGCGCACGGAGGUUCACCGAGGCGACGUCAAGAUGUGUCGCUGGCUCUUCGAAACUCGACCCAUGGACGCGCUGUAUGAAAAGGUAGAAAAGCGAGAGGGCGAAGAGGAGGUUAUGAAGGGCGACGUGAAGACGUGCACGUGGCUCUUCGAGAACCAGCCGCUGGACACGCUCGUAGCGGACGGCGCUGCACACAAGCUGCAGGUGCGCUCGCUCAGGCAGGAGGACGUGGAGGGCAGUGACGUGCGCACGCGGAGGAUCCUCUUCGAGACCGAGCGCCUCGACAGCAUCCGCGGCGGCUUCGAGGAAGGGCAGGACGUGAGGCGCAUCACCAACAUCGACGUGCAGUCGGGCGACGUUUCGCGCGUCAAGUGGCGGUUCGAGAACCACCCCCUCGACACCAUCGUCGGGGAGUCUACGGGACAGAAGUUGAAGACGGUGCAGGCGGAGGACAUCGAGAGAGGUGAUGUGAACAAGUACACGUCCUUGUUUGAAACGCAACCCAUCGGAGCGAUCGGGGAAGAUCCGGACGCGGUGAAGCUGAGGAGGACCGUCACCGACGUACAAGGGGGCAACGUCCACAUGUGCUCGUGGCUCUUCGAGAAUAGGCCGAUGGGGACCAUAGGCGAGGACCCAGAGGCGGCGCAGCUGGUCGGCACGAUCUCCGACGUUGUGGGUGGUGACGUCAAGAGCGGGCGAGUUGUGUUCGAGACUCGGUCGCUUGAUCAGAUCCGGGGUGACGGGUCAGACGUGUCCGACGCGACGAAGGAGGAAGUCAUCGGGGGAGACGUGAAGUCGUUCACCAUGCUAUUCGAAACGCAGCCCCUCUACGCCAUUCAGGACCGCGAGGGUUACUUCCACGAAGUGGUGACGGUCAAGAAGGAGGAGGUGAUGCGCGCGGAUGUGAGCAGCGCGCGCUGGCUGUUUGAGACGCGGCCGCUGGACGCCAUUGGCGCGGGUCAGGAGGUGCACGUGAUCCGUGCGGUCACCCAGGAGGACGUUCAGAGUGGGGAUGUGCAAACUGCCCGGUGGCGCUUUGAAACCCAGCCGCUCGAUACGAUCGCCGAGGACGGGAAAGUGUUGAUCAGAACGGUGGACGACGUGCAGGGUGGCAAUGUGCAGUCAAACGCACAGCUGUUUGAGUCGGAAGGUGUCGAUCGUCGGAAGUUCGUGAGAACGGUCAGUGUCAGCGAUGUGCAGAGAGGGGACGUCCGGACAUCUCGCUGGCUUUUUGAGACGAAGAAUAUUGACGAAAUCGGGGAAAGCGCUUCUGAGAAGCUGGACUUCACCAAAGUUAUAAGAGAAGAUGUGAAAAGUGGCGAUUUGAAAAAUUCUCUCUGGCUGUUCGAAAAUCAUCCCCUGGACAAGAUAAAGGAACAAGAUGAAGAGACUACUGUCCGGGCAGAAGAGAUCCAGGGUGGCGAUGUGAAAACCACGACCUGGCUGUUUGAGCGCACCCCAUUGCACAGGCUCGGUGACUCGGGCACGUACGUUGAAAAGCCGGAAAUAGUCGGCAAGAACAUUCGAGAGACCCUGCGGUCGUUGAUUGACUGCAACGUGGUGGAUUCUUCUCGCGGAAUUUUGCUCGAGUCAAGUGACGUGGGCAACGUCCGAAUGGCCAUGUAUAACCUAAUGAACCCAGAGGCUCAGCCCCAAAUUCAGAAGGAUGAAAUAAUUCGUGGGGAUAUGCAUAGCAUUUUGCAGCAGCUGCUCUCCAAGAAGCGAGAGGACCACCAGAGCAUUGUGAUUGAUUCGGAGGAGAGGGGAAAUCUUCGGCAAACCUUAGAGAGGCUGAUGCACCAGUCCUCCGAAGCCAGCACCGAGCGUGAAGAAGUAAUCCGAGGAGACAUCCGCCAAGCAAUUGAUCAACUUUUCAGUCAAAGCGAUGCAUCUGGACUGAGGAGAGGCAUCCUUAUUCAAGAGGGCGAAACGGGCAACGUCAAGAUGACCAUAUAUUCCCUGCUGAACAGAGAAGAGGAUUCCAGUCGCAGGGAAGAAGACGUGGUGGCUGGAAAUGUCAGGGGGGCGAUAAACAGCCUCAUGACCUCGGCCCAGAGUGACUCUCGCCAUCAGCAAGUGCAGCAGGACGAAAUACAGGGAGGAAACGUUCAGUUCUUCACAACCUGCAUUGAAAGCGGGGCAUUAGAUUACCUGAAGCUCCUACAGAAGCAAGGCGCAGAGGAGGACGACGACGAAUCCACUCGCCGAGCGCAGGAAAUCGACAUCGUUCCUGGAGACGUCCAGAAAACCAAGCAGCUGCUGGAGCUGAGCGCCCAACAAGCUAUGGUUGUCGAAAAAGAAGAGGUGACCAGGGGAGAUCUUCAGGCAACGCUGCGAUCACUCGAGGAUGCUGUCAAUGCCAAGACCUCGGUGGUCAGGGAGGAUGUGAUGAGAGCCGAUCUCCGUGCCACGCUGCAGUCUCUGCAGGAAGCCGUGAACACCAAGGUCGAGGUCGCAAAGGAGGACAUCGUCAGAGGAGACCUGAGGGCCACUUUGCAGUCCCUGGAGGAGGCUCUGAAUGCAAAGGUGGAGUCUGCGAAGGAGGACGUGGUGAGAGGCGACCUUCGGGGAGCCUUGAGGUCACUGCAGGAAGCCCAGCUGGCGGUGAGGGAAAUCAGCAGAGAGGAGGUGGUCAAGGGAGACAUCCACGCCACGCUGAAGUCCCUGCAAGAAUCCAUCGACUCCAAGGAGGAAGUGAUUCGUGAAGAGGUGGUCAGAGGCAGCAUUCGAGAUGCGCUGGCAUCGCUGCAGGAGGCGGUGAAUUCCAAGACGGAAAUGGCGGAGAGGGAGGAGGUGGUUAGGGCAGACUUGCGCACAAUUGUGCGGUCUCUGGAGGAGUCCCUCAACUCACAAGUUCAGCUCGCCAAGGAGGAAGUGGUGAGGGGGGACGUUCACGCCGCCCUCCGUUCGCUGGAAGAGGCGCAGAAGGCAGUGAGGACGACGGUCAGGGAAGACAUGGUGCGAGGGGAUGUCAAGACUGUGCUCCAGUCGCUGGAACGUGCCGUCAAUGCCAAGGUGGAGAGCGUGCGGGAGGAGGUUGUGCGGGGCGAUCUUCAGGCUGCAAUAAGGUCGCUGGAGGAGGCUCAGAACGCGCAGGUCGCCGUCGAAAAGGACGAAGUGGUGAAGGGGGACAUUAGGUCCAUUUUGAGGUCGCUACAAAAUGCCAUCACUGCCAAGAGUGAGAUUGCGAGGGAGGAAGCGACAAAAGGAGACAUUAAGCAGGCGAUACGCUCACUGGGAGAAGCAAUUAAUGCUAAAAUAGAGAUGGUGAAAGAGGAUGUGGUGAAUGGAGAUGUCCGGGCUGCUCUGCAGUCACUGGAAGAGGCCAAGAAUGUGGUGAGAAUGACCGCGAGAGAGAACAUAGUGAGGGGCGACCUGAGGAAAGUGCUCCAGUCGCUCGAAGACGCCGUGAACGCCAAGGUGGAAAUGAUUCGAGAAGACGUGGUGCGGGGAGAUCUCCGGACGGCGCUGAGGUCUCUGGAGGAAUCACAGCGUUCACAGAGCGUGGUCGAGAGGGAGGAAGUGGUGAGAGGAGACAUCAGGAGUAUCCUAAGGUCUCUCAACGAGGCCGUUAACUUGAAAACGGACGUGAUGCGAGAAGACGUCGUCAGGGGCGACAUCCAGAUGGCGAUCCGGUCAUUAGAGGAAGCGAUUAAUGCUAAGAUAAUGAUGGUUAGAGAGGAUGUUGUAAGAGGGGACCUCCCCACUGCCCUCCGUUCACUGGAGGAGGCUGUGAACGCGAAGAUAGAAGUCGUUCGGGAGGAGGUCAUCCGCGGAGACCUUCAAGCCGCACUGAGGUCUUUAAACGAGGCCAAAAAUGCGGUCUCAGCCAAGGAAGAAAAAGACAUAGUCCGUGCAGAUCUCCAGACAACUCUGCGGUCAUUGCAAGACUGGCAGAAAGGCAGCGUAAAGGAGAGCGAUAGAGAGGACGUUGUCAGAGCUGAUCUGCAGGCGACUUUGAGGUCUUUGGAAGAAGCGCAGCAGGCUGUGAAGGUCGCCGAGAAAGAAGAGGCGGUGAGAGGGAACUUGAAAGCAGCAUUGCAAGGUUUAGAGGAGUCGAAGAAAGCGGUCCGAGAGACUCAGAGAGAAGAGGUGGUCAGAGCGAACAUUAAGGCCGCGAAAAAGAGGUUGAUCCAGUCGCAGAAGAAAGACAUAAAAAGGCAGGUAGAUAUGGAGGAAGAAAUUCAGAAUAUCCAAAAGCAGGCUUCGCUUGAGCAGACUGAUCAGAGUGACCACGAAAUAUUUCAAAAGGUCGUUCAGAAAGAACAACCUACUUCCACAAUCAAUGUAGAUCUGAUCACUGACACCCCUAACACAAAAUUGAGCGAGCAAGUUGAAGAAACGAAGCAUAUUACAAAAGAAGAGGAUGCCCUCGUGAAAGGAGUGAAGCCCAAAUCUCACCAUUAUCACAGCCAAAGUGCAUCGCGGAAGGUGGGAAAAAGCUACGAAACGAUCUCCACGGAAGAAUCUGCUCGUCACACUCAACAGCAAACCACUCACAAGAGAGAUGAAAUGAGCCGACAGGUAGAAGUGCAAAUCAAGAAACAGGAGGCGGAUCAAACGGACAGAUCCGCUGGUAACAUAAAGGCUGAGAAGUCAGUGCUGGGAGAUGAAAAGGCCAAAAGCCACCUGGUCGGACUUUCUCCAUCACAAAGCAAAGUGCAAGUGAUUAAAGUUAAAAAGAUCCAACCGUUGACCACUGACACGAAUAUUGCGGCAAAGCAGAACACAAAAUCUGAAGUCGAUCAGCGGUCAUCCAUCCAGGGAAUCGCAAGUUCCAGCCAACAGCAAAUGAUUCGAGAGAGCGUUGUUAAGGAAAGCCGUAGGGUUAUGAACGUGUCCGAGGAGAGCACGGUCAAUGUGAGCCGCAAGGAAUCCAAGACAUCCCACAAAGAUGCACACAAGGGGACAGAGGAAUGCGUGUCGCAGCAGGUCUCCGGCACAUUGUCCUCCUCCGAGCUUCAGCAUAAGAGCAAGGCGAACAUUUUAGGCAAAGAUGUGAAACAAAAAACCACUGUGACCCUGCCAUUUGGCUACAAAAAGAAGGCCGUGGAGCUGAGCCUGCUGCCUCCGCCACCGCUUCCUCGGCCGGUCCCCUUGGCCGAGGAUGAACUGCCACUUCCGCCACCACCGCCCCCCAUGGAAGUGGAUAUUGACUGCCCUCUGCCGCUGCCUCCGUCUGCAGCCGAGGCCCUUCCGGACGACUUGCCUCUGCCUCCUCCGCCCCCGGCUUUAGUUCCGCAGGCUGCCCCCGUUACCGCCCAGCUAUCCAAUACCAAGACGCAGGCGAGUCGUGCAGCUAAGAGUUCAUUCAAGGUGAAGACGAUGAACCUCUCCACUCCACCGCCCUCCCCGUAUGGGCCAAUACCGUUCAAGAAGAAGAACUUCCCGUCCACUCCUGCGUCUCCCUCGACGACUGCCGUGACAUCAUCGUCGUUGAUGUCAUCAUCGGUUACGAUAAUACCCUUGACAACGCAGGUCACUGAUGUAACAAAAGUGAAGAUUUCUCCAAAACGUGCCGACGCCAAGACCGAUGUGAAGACGGCGACGUCGCUGUCGACUUCGUCGUCGUCCCAGCGACAGAGAAGCUCGACGACGAGCGAGAUGCUGGUGCAGACGCGCACGGACACCGAACGAACGCAGAGCGAGCACGCACAGGUGACGCAAACUGGGAGCGCGCGUGGGGAGUCUAAACAAAAGCAGAGCGGGCAGGUGACGCAAACUGGGAGCGCGCAUGGGGUGUCUAAACAAAAGCAGAGCGGGCAGGUGACGCAAACUGGGAGCGCGCGUGGGGUGUCUAAACAAAAGCAGAGCGCGCAGGUGACGCAAAUGGGGAGUGCGCACGUGGAGUCGACACAAAAGCAGAGCGCGCAGGUGACGCAAAUGGGGAGCGUGCACGUGGAGUCGACACAGAAGCAGAGCGCGCAGGUGACGCAAAUGGGGAGUGCGCACGCUGGUGCCGUCGCCUUGGCGAGUGAAGAGCAUUGGGCACGGCCCAGGGUGGCGAUUCCGCAGGCCGAACCGAGAAAGCCAAAUACUCCCACGCAUGGCAGCGUUCCGGUGACCAUCGCCAUUCCCACGUCUCCCCUGCCGAGACCGAAGAGCGCCAAUCGAGGCUUCAAGACGCCCUUAAUGAUCGCGGAGGAGAACUUCAGGAAGCAGCAGCUGGAAAAGGGAAAGUCCGUGAGCGCCUCCCCUCCGAACUCGUUCUUCGCUGAUGUGAUGAGCGAGCAACAAGGACAAAUGGUCAUCGUCGCACCGCUUGACCAAGACGCGUUGGCCGCUUUCGACGUGUCGUCCGUUUCCAACGCGACGGCGAGCAAGGCCACCGUGAUGAAGAAAGAGGCGGCGAAGAAUAUUUCGCAGAUACUGAGCCAGCACAUGGGCGAACCGAAGGUCAAAGGUGUGACCGAGGACCGGAAACCAAACGUAAUUGAGACUCACCCAGUGCCUGAGGCAACUCAAAAACAGGAGAAAUCCCACGUUACUUCCACGAGGAAGGUUACUCUGCACAAGAAAGAAGAGGGUCAGCAGAACAUUGAGAACAAGCCAAAAUCUACGGAUAAGCAGGAUGAACUUCGCAAGCUUUACCACUUGUCGGAGACCGGGAAACAGCCCCUGCAGCACCAGGUGCAGAUCUCCUCGGGCGCGGCUCAACAGCUGCACCAGCAGCAGAUGGCGUCGUCGUCGUCAUCGUCGUCAUCCCAUCGCGUCAUGACGGAACGGCACCACGAGGAGGAGCGUGUCCAAACGUCGCGGCAGUUCUCCUCCAAGACGACGACGCAGACCAAUAUCAAACAGCAGCAGCAGCAGCAGCAGUGGACGGAGCACGGCCAGGAUGGAUUCAAUAACCGAAUGACUCCGGAGCAACUUGGCACAUUCGAGAAAAAAUCUGUCCCUGGCGGGGAGCCUCGAGAAGUUCCAGUCUCAACCAAAAGAGGUCUGCACGGGCUGUCAAAAGACAGUCUAUCCCAUGGACCGGCUGGUGGCCGACACAAGGGUCUACCAUAGGCUCUGCUUCCGCUGCUACCACUGUUCAACCUCGUUGAGCCUCUGUAGCUAUGCAUCUCUCCAUGGAAACGUUUACUGCAAGCCGCAUUUUCAACAACUCUUCAAGGCCAAGGGAAAUUACGACGAGGGCUUUGGCCGCAAGCCACACAAGGAUCUCUGGGCCCAAAAGGAGACCCCCGGCAAAUUCGCAUCCUCCGAUUCGUACUCCGGCGACGCGGCCGGCGAGGAUGAUCCCCCGCGU
Molecule: messenger RNA, 10753 nt
Organism: Petromyzon marinus (sea lamprey)
Lineage: Eukaryota; Metazoa; Chordata; Hyperoartia; Petromyzontiformes; Petromyzontidae
Biological process (GO): actin filament organization; actin cytoskeleton organization
Cellular component (GO): focal adhesion; stress fiber
Molecular function (GO): actin filament binding
Source: RefSeq, a predicted model, not a curated record